Molecule: messenger RNA, 834 nt
Organism: Necator americanus (New World hookworm)
Lineage: Eukaryota; Metazoa; Nematoda; Chromadorea; Rhabditida; Ancylostomatidae
Exons: 6
Coding region: 1-834 (277 amino acids)
Biological process (GO): G protein-coupled receptor signaling pathway
Cellular component (GO): membrane
Molecular function (GO): G protein-coupled receptor activity
Source: RefSeq, a predicted model, not a curated record
AUGCAAUCUCCAUGUCACAUUCUAAUCGCUUUCACAUGUUUUUCUGAUCUACUUCACGAACUCGGCCAGUAUCCGUUUGUGUAUCACUUCUACAACAGGAGUAACAUGCCCCAACAUACUUGUCUCUAUCUGCAAUUAAUACCUGUGUAUGGCGCAUGCAUUGGAAGUCCGCUGAUACUGAGCCUCGGAGUAGAUCGUCUAAUCGCGAUAUCGUUCCCUUCGAGGUACCGCUUCCUGCAAACAAUACCGUACAGUUAUGUUGCAUGCCAGCUGACCUUACCUAUGGCUUAUACUAUAUACCUUCUCACAUGGGCCUUAGUAACCAGAGAAGAUUCACCUGUCCAGUGCUCCGUCCCUCAGGCUUUCGGUAGCGUUUCUUUCGCAUUACUCAACCAAAUUGGAUUCGCUAUCAACGUUAUCAUUGUAAUUCUCUACUGUUUAACAUAUUUUCUGCUGAGAAAGAGCAAAGCAAAUUCAAAAAUGAGGACAGUAUUCAAGUCGAUUUUCGUCACUGUUGCCAUCGUGAUCGUCGGCUGGUUUGCAACGUUUCUCGUCAACACUUUAUCUUUUGUGAUCACUGAAGAUCCAUACGUACGAAUGGUGAUCAACAUGUAUGCAGGAAUAACUGUGAACAUCGGAUUAGCUGCCAAUGUUUUUGUUUACUACGCAAUCAAUUCUGAGUAUCGCGCAGUGAUUAAACAGAUGUUUGGCAGACGCUUCUUCAUAUCGACGGUAAAAGAAAUCAGCGCAAAGCAAAGUACGAUGCACGGUCUGGAUUCCAAGUCUCGUAUUAACGGAAAGAAGAGCGCUACAAUCUUGUUUCAACCAAGAUGA